Molecule: messenger RNA, 2696 nt
Organism: Sorex araneus (European shrew)
Lineage: Eukaryota; Metazoa; Chordata; Mammalia; Eulipotyphla; Soricidae
Gene: SH3BP5
Product: SH3 domain binding protein 5
Exons: 9
Coding region: 118-1512 (464 amino acids)
Biological process (GO): intracellular signal transduction; negative regulation of protein tyrosine kinase activity
Cellular component (GO): cytoplasm
Molecular function (GO): protein kinase inhibitor activity
Source: RefSeq, a predicted model, not a curated record
GCCGCACGCUCGGUGCCUGCCGGCUUCCCCGGGCGCCGCGGCCGCCGAGAGCCCCUGCCGACGCCCCCCGCGCCCCGCGCCCCGCGCCCCCGCGCCCCCGCGCCCGCGCCCUUCCGCAUGGACGCGGCGCCGAAGCGGAGCCGCUCCGAGGAGCCGGCCGAGCUGCUGCCGUCGGCCCGGGACCUGGAGGAGGCGGAGGACGAGGAGGAGGAGGAGGAGGACGGGGAGGAGGAGGACGAGGAGGGGAUGGAGCCCGGGCUGGAAGAGGAGGAAGAGGUCGACCCCCGGAUCCAGGGUGAACUGGAGAAGUUAAAUCAGUCCACAGAUGAUAUCAACAGACGGGAGACGGAACUUGAGGAUGCACGGCAAAAGUUCCGCUCCGUGCUGGUGGAGGCCACGUUGAAGCUGGACGAACUGUUGAAGAGAAUCGGCAAGGCCGUGGAGGACUCGAAGCCCUACUGGGAGGCACGGAGGGUGGCACGGCAGGCUCAGCUGGAAGCGCAGAAAGCCACGCAGGACUUCCAGAGGGCCACCGAGGUGCUCCGGGCCGCCAAGGAGACCAUCUCGCUGGCCGAGCAGCGGCUGCUGGAGGACGACAAGCGGCAGUUCGACUCGGCCUGGCAGGAGAUGCUGAACCAUGCCACCCAGAGAGUCAUGGAGGCCGAGCAGACCAAGACACGGAGCGAGCUGGUACACAAGGAGACAGCGGCCAGAUACAACGCGGCCAUGGGCCGCAUGCGGCAGCUGGAGAAGAAACUCAAGCGCGCCAUCAACAAGUCCAAGCCUUAUUUCGAACUCAAGGCAAAGUACUACGUGCAGCUGGAGCAACUGAAGAAGAGUGUGGACGAGCUGCAGGCCAAGCUGGCCCUGGCGAAGGGCGAGUACAAGACGGCCCUCAAGAACCUGGAGAUGAUCUCCGACGAGAUCCACGAGCGCCGGCGCUCCAGCGCCAUGGGGCCCCGGGGCUGCGGCGUCGGCGCCGAGGGCAGCUUGGCCGUCGAGGGUCUGUCGGUGGGCAAGCCUGAGCCGGAUGCUGUUUCUGUGGCCUCCGAGGCUUUCGAGGAUGAUGCCUGCAGCAACUUCUUGUCCGAAGACGACUCGGAAACCCAAUCCGUGUCCAGCUUCAGCUCAGGACCCACGAGCCCCUCGGAGAUACCAGAGCAGUUCCCCGCGGCGGUCAGGCCGGGCAGCCUGGACCUGCCCAGCCCCGUGUCCCUGUCCGAGUUCGGCCUGAUGUUCCCCGUGCUGGGGCCCCGCAGCCAGUGCAGCGGGGCCUCCUCUCCCGAGUGCGAGGUCGAGCGAGGAGACCGGGCAGAGGGGGCAGAGAAUAAAAGGAGCGACAAAGCCAACAACAACCGUGGGCUCGGCAGCCACACGGACGGAGGCAAGAGCGAAGGCGGCGCGUCCCCGGAGGGCCAGGCCCUGGAGAAGCGGAUGACGCAGCUGUCCCUGCAGUGCAUCAAGGGAAGAGAGGCCAUCGAGGCCGACAGAGACGCGGUGCAGAUUGGCUGACCCCACGCCGAGGCCCGAGUGCGUACCGCCCGUUUAUACGCCAGACUGUGUGGAGAACAUUGUGCCAAUAAUCAUUUUAACGUAUGCCAAAUCAUAAGCGCUGACCUCUCUCGACUGCCCCCACGGCGUUGCGGUGACCUUGGAGGGCUGAGGAGUUAUCUCCCGGGUACGCUGGUAGCUUUUCCCGAGCAGAGGUGCUGCAGGCAGACAGUGGCCGGGGCCACGCCCUGUGUGCCCCCCAGCCCUGCCACGAGGUAUGGAAGCAAUAACUAGGUCCGACGCCAAGAACCCGGGCCGGCAAAAGGGGCUGGGAAACUGAGGCAAACUGGAGCCAGCAGCUUGCUCCUCUUCCCCUUCUCCUGCCCACCCUCACCUCGUUUGGGAAUCGGGAGGGGUGCGCCCCUUUCUGUACCACCCCGAGGGAGGGACUGAGAUGAAAUACUCUCGAUGGUCCGAGUGGUUUCUAAAACGUGUAUGCUGGGAUACUCGUUAAAGGCAUUUUCCUAGGUUUCCAUGAAAUGCACUUUGGGGGACGGGAACGAUGAAUGCCAGUGGGGGAAGCAGGGGUGGGGUGGGGUGGGGGACAAGGGCAGCAGACACUUAACCUGGAAGGGGAUUUGUGGCGGUGGGAGAGAAGGUUCUGUAGCGUCGACCCUGUCCUGCUAGCCGAGGGGACUUCAUCUAAGAAGUGCAUGUGGAGAAUGGUUGCUGUUGUUCUGUCUAGAUUGACAAGGCGUUCAUUUCUCUGUAGGUUGUCAUUUUUUUUUUAAAUAAAGGCUAUUAUUUAAGGGUUAUGCCGCACUAGUAUUUCUUAGAGAAAGUUGUACCUUAAAGCUAGGAGAGGGAGUAGGCAUGUAUUGGCAGAGGCUGCUAAACAGAGGCAAUGGGUCUGUUAUGCUAAUAGUAGAGCUAAGGCUGCUUUUCUUUACUGUUUUUAAUGUUACACCUACGUAGAGCUCAGUAUUGUUCAUUUUUUUUGGGGGGGUGGUGUUAGCAUUUCUAAAAGGAAGAAAAGCAACCCCCAUUUCAAGUUGUUGGUUAAAUUCUGUAUGUGGAAGUCAUUUGGAAACUGUCAUAUUGUAGUGUAAUGCUCCUUUUUUAACGACUGAGACAUGUAUUCUAAUUACAUGGUUAUUUUGUACUUGUCUUAAUACCUUGAGUGUAAUAAAAAUGGCUUAAGAAGA